UGACCUUUUAUGACACUUUCCUUAUUGUCAUUUAUAGGGAAGACUUUUAGCUGGCUCAUUCACUUAAAGAUGUUCAUAACGAGAAUGUGUUUUAGUUUGUUCACAGAAUAAAAUAUUUAGCGAAGAUUAAAUCACAUAUUUAAAGACAGAUUGAUUGUGAUGUAUAAUAAUGGGUAAUAAAUCAUCAAGCUCGAAAGAUCCGCACUUUUCCAGUGAGUCUAGAGGGAGGAGCCGAUCAUUCAAUGGGUUGGCCUCAAGGUUUCGCAAGGCUAGUAAGAGCCCCCCUCGGGAUAGAAGUAGCUCGUUUGGAGAGUCGACGCGGCCUCAGAGAAAAGGAAGUGGAAGAGGGAGUCAGAAUGGUGCAUUAAAAAGUGGUCAGAAUGGACAUGUGAUAAAACGUGGACCAGACAUCCCUAUUGCUACUCUUACAAAAUCUGGAGUGGAAAUACCCAGUAAUGAAAAGAGUAGUAAAAAUAAAAAAGAGAAAAGUAUGGCUGAAUUGUCUCGAUCGGCCCCUGGUGGUCGUCCUUUUCACUACAGACAAAAUUCUCCAACUAAACAUUUAACGCCAUCCAAAGAACUAAGUUCAAAAACAUCAACUCCAUCAAAAGAAUAUAUGGAAAGCCGAGAAAGUACAAUUUCAAAAACCAGUCUCGGAACAUCAGGGUUUACCUAUAAUGAAGAUGAUACGUUAAUAAAAAGUUCGAAUUUAAAGAAUUUGAAAAACAAGCAGAUAUCUGAUAAGCCCAAGUUGAUUGAAGAUUAUUCGGAAUCUCCAAGACUGUCUGUAUCUCAGAUGAGGAAUGUUUCUCGGGAAUUAUUUUCAGAUCAGUUGGAGGAUUUGGCUAAAAGGCGAGGAAUGGCAACUUUAAACCGUGAUUUGUCUCUUUCAAAUGCUAGUCUUGGAUUAUUAUCAAAUAGAUCAAAAUCUAUGCAUAGUUUAAGCUCUAAUGAUUGGGACUAUGAGGAGAGAUGUAAAGUUGGGGAGUUACUUUCUUUUGAAGGGAGUAGUAAAGUGGGUGAAUUGUGUCGCAGUAUAACAUCGCAGUUUUCAGGUGAUAAUCAGGACAGUGAGGAUAUGUUUUCACGACCAAGAACCAAUUCUGCAUCGGCAAUUGAUCUUGGUCGCUAUGAUCGAAAGCAUGUUGCAAUGGGAGCUACUAGUGCUGAAAUUCGUCGUAACUUGGCAUCACAGUAUGCCAUUGAUCCUAAGAAAUCUAGUCAAAAAAGUAAUUCAACAGACAAUGUUGGUCCAGAUGUAAUUUCAGCACGGAGAAUGCUCGUUGCUAGGGCAUUGAAAGAUGGGGAUACACCGGAAAAGGCAGACGACUCGUCUUCACCAAUUGUUACGCCGCAAAAAAGAGCGUCUUCACCAAACAUCCUUGAAACUACUCGUUCUAUGUCACCUGGUGCAAUAAGUCAAGGUCGUUCACACUCUCCGAUCUCAAAUAGAAGUUCAAGUCCCGCACUUGGACACAACUUUUCCCCUGAUAAAUCAUACAGGAGUUCCAGCCCUUCUUUGGGUUCUAACUUUUCCCCAGAAAGAACAGGACGGAGUGCAAGUCCUGCAUUUGGAAUAAAAACUUCCAUUGAUACCACAGGAAGAAGUUCAAGUCCCUUGAUAGGAAACAAUUUAACUCCAGAGAAGAUCUUUCAACAGGAGAUGCCAAGCUCUGCAAGCAGUUCCUUGCUACAAAACUUAGAUAAAAGUCAGCUCCAAGCUGCAAAUAUGACAAAAUCUAUGCAAAAGUUUUUAUUAGACCAUCAAGGUGUUGGGACCAACUCAACUGAUUAUGAAAAACUUCACAACAAAUUGCAGAAGAAGAAGAAAAGACCCGGUAGCGGAGUGUUUGAUUUAUCUCUACGGGAAAGGAGCAGCAGCUUCUCUAUUUUAUCAUCAAAACAAAAACAACAACAAUAUGUGGAACAGAUGAUCCAAGAACAAUUAACAAAACCAAAAAUUGAGGAACCAGUCCAGACUGAAAUAAAAAUUAUACAUGCACAGUCUAAGUCAUACGAUAGUACACCGGUUUCAACCGGUGGUGAUUCCGGAUUUAGAAGCCGGAGUCAAAGCUGGUCAUCGUUGUCUCGUAAAAGUGUGUACGAAUCUGAACAACAUAUAAAUAGUGUAACUAACCCAUCUGUGAAUAAUUUAUGGAGUUAUAGUGAAAUGUCACUAGCCGAACUUCCGGUAGAUCUCGCCACACAACCGCAGCGGUUCAUCUCUAUUAUAGAGGAUGAUGGGCCCGAACCUGAACCGGAAAAUUUGAACUUCUCCAAAGAUUUAGAUGCCAUACAGAACUUGGGCAUGGACGGUCCAAUGGGACCAGGGACCCUAAACUCUGCCCACAGUCAACAGUUACUUUCACAACAGGAAGUAUGCCCAACAUGCCACCUGCCAUUUGACAAAGGGAAGAAGAGAAAGUUGACUGACACGUGCGGGCACGAGAGAUGUUGGUCGUGUAUGUUUAGCAGCAAGGAGGAGUGUCCCCUGUGUAAUAAUAAUGUCCUUCAACGACAGCAUAGUACGGGUAACUUGCGUCACAGUGCUGACCUAGGUCAUAGACCCAAGGUGAAGACCAACGGUCACUUCACAACGUACAUGCAGACGCGGUCAGACGUACCAGACAACAUGUCACAUUACCAAGUGCCGCAGAGAACUGGUUCAAGGAUGCAACAAAGCCAGGUUCCAGCUUCUAUGGUUCCCAUGAAACCCAAACUAGCUACAUCAGCAUAUCCCCAACAAAAUCUACCUCCUUCAAUGAAGAGUUACUCUCCACAACAUCAACAACAUGGUAGCCAAUAUACUAGGCAUCAACAACAGCAUGGGGAUCCAUACUACAGCAGUGAUUCUGCGCUUGGUUCACCAGACUUCAGCAGUAAUGCCAGCGGCGGGGUCGCAGGUCACAGCCAGGAUUUAGAUGACCUCCCAGGUCAUACUGAUGUCCAUAACACAGGACCAGUCGGUAAAAGCAGCCCACCUCCACCACCACCUGAUGUUGCCCAUGGCGACCUCAUGAUGAGGUUAGGACUGUUGCUUGGAGACAAGUCAGCCAAUCAGGUUCCAGAGCAAAUGUCACAUGGUAUGAGAAUGACCAAUCAGCUUCGAGAUGAGUCGUAUCAUACAGUAUCUUCAAUAGGAACCAGUGGGGAUGGUACCCCAGAUAGAGGAAUCUCUGAUACCAGUCCAAUGUCUACACUAACAGCCUCAUCUGGUAGUGAUCGCGGCCACAGUAGCUUACACCCUGCCUACGGUGUUCCUCACCAUAGUCGGGAUCCGAGCACGGACAGUCUGGGGUCAAUAAUUAGUACAAGUACUGGUCAAAGUAUUAGUCCACAUGCCACCUCCAACAGACCACAUUCUAUCACAACUUCUACACCUGGUGCUAUUGAAGAUUUGAACUUAUUUGGUCGCAAGUCUAAACUACGACGGUCAGCUAGAGCUACAAUAGGCUAUACUGAUGAUUCAAGAUUACGUAUAACACCUAUUCGACCACCACAGCUUCAUGUUAAUGCCAUUAACUUUGAGAUACCACAUGCUGAAGGAACAGCCAUGUUCAUUGGACGAGAAUGGAUCUUUAAAGAUAUUGAUCUGUCAUUGAAUGGUGAACAUACUAGUUCUGACCAGCCAUCUGGUGUGAUCAUUGUUGGAGGUAUUGGUAGUGGGAAAACUGCCAUUGUAGAACAACUAGUGGCUCAUAGUUGCUUUGGUGAUGGCAAAACCGGUCUAGUCCAGGCUCCUACAAACAGGCAAGGUGAUAGGUUAUUGAAUGGUGGGAUGAAUUACAGCCCAACAUCAACACUGAAUAAACAGCAGAAUUUGAGUGGUUCAAAUAAUAGUCUUAAUUAUGACGCUUUACGAACACUAGGGUCACAAGUUGUGGCGUAUCAUUAUUGCCAAGCUGACGUCAAUGUGACGUGUAUGGUGCCGGAGUUUGUUCACAGUGUGGCGGCGUAUCUUGCGCACGCUCCACAGCUGUCUGCGUACAGAGAACUUUUGCUACAAGACACGCAGUUACAGCAUAUAUUAAGUCUGAAACAGUGUGUGCAAGAUCCGUCUAGUUCGUUCACUAAAGGAAUUUUAGAGCCGCUUGAACAAUUGACACAAAGUGGGAAAAUGGACGCUGAUACGUGUUUGUUAGUCGUGGACGGUUUAAAUGAGGCGGAGUUUCAUAAACCGGACUACGGUGAUACUGUGGCUUCUUUUAUCGUACGCCAUAUUGAAAAAUUUCCACGAUGGCUGAAAUUAGUGCUAAGUGUACAUAAUAACAUGAUAGAGAUUACAAAUUCGUUGCCGUUUCCAAGGAUAUAUAUAGACAAAGUUGAAGGCAAUGAAAUGUUAGUGAGAGAUCUGCAAGAAUAUGUGAUUCAUCGAGUGCAAUCCUGCGUUCAAAUAAAACGCAAUAUGGCUUUGAAAACAUUAGAUGCAACUACGCAAGUUAAAUUCGCUUCGUACGUUCAGGGUCUAAGCCACGGGUCUUUCUUAUUUUGCAAACAAACGUUAGAUUUAAUAGAGCAAGGGCAAGUUGUGCUUAAAAGUUCAAACUACAAAAUUUUACCGGUGACUUUAUCAGAAGUGUUCCUCUUACAGUUUAACAUUAAAUUUCCAAGUGUGAGAUCUUUCGAAAAAAUUUCGCCAAUACUUGGUGUAUGCCUUGCCUCCCUCUAUCCAUUGACUGGGGAAGAAAUUUUCCAGGCCUUGAAUUCAGGGUUUACAGACAGAUACGUAACUUGGGAAGAUUUUCAGCAAAGGCUAGGGUUAAUGUCAGGUCUUUUGUACCAGAGGCGGGAUGGCACUUUUGUGUUUUUCCAUCCGGCAUUCCGAGAUUGGCUGAUUCGCCGUGAAGACUCAGAUAACAGUACAAAGUUCCUCUGUGAUUUAAGGCAUGGACAUGCCCUCCUUGCAUUCCACUUAUCUCGUGUGGUGGCUCCGUUAAACUCUGAGAAGACUAUAGAGCUCGGACAUCACAUUCUGAAGGCACAUAUUUAUAAGAACAUUAGUAAACAACGUGGGUACUCGUCACGUGAUAUGCAGGCAUUCUGGGUAGCUCUCAGUGCUGACAACCUUAGUGGCUCUCUAGUCUCAUUGCGCAAUCUGUACUCUCCUAAUGUGAAGGUGAGUCGUCUGAUACUACUAUCUGGUGCCAACCCCAACACACGGACCGUGUAUGAGGAUAAUUCACCCAUACUCUGUAUAGCUGCCAAGGAAGGUCUCACAGACAUGGUGUCAUUACUGCUAGAGUUUAAUGCCAGUGUUGACGCCGUGUCCGACACCGGAAUGUCAGCACUGUGCUAUGCUGCGGCUAACGGCCAUGCUGAUAUUCUGAAAAUGCUGUACCUUAGACAUGCAAAGAUAAACCAUGUUGACAACAGUGGUCAGUGUGCCUGUAUUCAUGCAGCAGUGAACGGACACCUUGACACGCUGGUAUAUUUACUGCAAUGUGAUUGGAUAAUCAAUGAAGGUCAGGUGACCAAGGUGGAAGCUAUGCAGCAGUCAUUUAUCGUAGCUGCGGCUAUGGCACACAAAGAUAUCUGCGAGUUCCUCCUUCAUCUUAACAGAAAUAUUCGUGAUGGUUUUGGCUUAGAUGUAGUCGACACCUUGCUGGGAGAAACUCCAUUGACAGCAGCCUGUUUGAAUGGACGUAAGGAGAUAGUUCUGUGGUUAUUAAAGACAGGUGCUAGCCCUGAAACAACAAAUAUGAAGUCAUUCAGCCCAUUGCUGUGUGCUGUAGAAGCUGGGAAGUGGGAACUUGUGGAUCUUUUGCUUUCUUUGGGUUCCUCGAUUGAGCAGACGGACAAACAUGGCCGCACUCCACUGAUGAUUGCAGCAUACAAAGGUCACAUCGGAGUCCUUGAGAUGUUGUUGUCAAGAGGAGCUUCAAUCCACAAGACAGACAAGGAAGGUCUGACUGCACUCUGUUGGGGUUGUUUAAAGGGUCACCUACAUAUUAUACAAUCCUUGUUGGACAGAGGCUCGCACCUACAUCAUGCAGACAGAUGUGGUAGAAGUCCACUACAACUAGCAGCUUUCCACGGUGAUGCUCAAGUGGUAAGUUUGGUCCCCAAAAUUAAACAAAAUGAUCUAAAUGUGAGAGCGUUAGACCGUGCCAUUGAUCGCAGGAAUACUGCAGUUGUGGUCUGCUUCUUACGUAAAGGAGCCAAACUAGGUCAGAUGACGUGGGCAGUUGCUUCCGGAAAACCGGACGUUAUGUUACUACUCCUUAAUAAAUUGAUGGAAGAUGGAAAUGUCUUAUAUAGAAAAAAUCGUACAAAAGAAGCAGCUCAGCGUUAUCAGUAUGCCUUGAAGAAAUUUCCACAGGAAGAUUUUGGUGAUGAUUACAAAACAUUUAAAGAAGUCAAACUCAAUUUGAUGCUGAAUCUCUCCAGAUGCAAGCGAAAAAUGAAUGAUUGUGAUGGUGCAAUAGAGCUGGCAUCCAAGGCCCUUGAAUUAAAACCUAAAUGUUUUGAGGCAUACUAUGCUCGUGCCAGGGCCAAGAGGGAUCACAGACUAUACGCAUCAGCCAUGGAAGAUCUGAAGGAAGCUUUGAAACUAGCACCAACCAAUAGAGAGUUACAGAGACUUCUUGUGCGUGUGCGAGACGAGUGCCUGGAGCAGGCAAGGAGUGAGGAAGCACAAGACUCGGACGAGAAUAGAAGAUCAAAUGAAACAGCUUUGUGAACAAUGAUCAAAUGCUAGAGAACAUUGUCAUAGAGACCUUUAAUGCAAAGUUGAUACUAAAGAUAUGGAACUGCUACUCAUGAAAUAAGUUGAUACUGAAAAUAGAGAAGUAGAACUCGUAAAAUGAAUUUCUGUUGAAGAUAAAGAACUAGUACUGAUAAAAUAAGUUGACACUAAAGACAGAGGAGUACUCAAAAAAAAAGUUUAUACUAAAGAUAAAGAAAAUAAAGUUGGUCCAGAGGAGAACAAUGUCAAAAGCACCAUUACUAAAAGUAACUUGUAAAAUAAGUUGAAAAAGAUCAUACACUGUAAUGAUAAAGAAAAUGUUAUCUUUAGAUUAAUGUGAGGAAAAAAGUGGAAAAAAGUUGCAAGCAAAAUAUAUACAUUAUUGUCUUAAGGAAUAGUUAGUAAACCCUGGAUAAACUAUGCUACAGAAGAUUCUAGAUCAUUUUUUAGAGUAAGGGUCAAAUUCUGACAACAUACAUACAUGAACGUUGCUAGAUGUAGAUGCUAUGCUAAUUUUCUGUAACAAAUUAUAUUAACAAGGACAAUAAAGAGUAUAUGCUAUACAGGCAGCUUUGUUGCGAAUUCAAAGAGUUAAAGACGUGCAAUAGAACACAUUGUCUUCAUUCAUAUAAAACAUUUUGAAGUGUCUACUUCUGUGUUUACAUAACAGUAGAAAUUUCCUGCAUUGAUUUGCUUAUAAGCUCUUUGUUUUUUAAGCUUUUUCACUUUGUCCGAUUUUUUCGGAAUUUGUAAAAACCAUGCUUUUCUUAGAUAUUUUUUAUGCUUCAUUCAUUUUGAUAGUUUUAACUAUAGAAUUUAUUUC
Messenger RNA from Ruditapes philippinarum (Manila clam), 7508 nucleotides. RefSeq names its product protein TANC1-like. Gene Ontology annotation, molecular function: protein binding. The record is from RefSeq and is a predicted model, not a curated record. NCBI's taxonomy places the organism in Eukaryota, Metazoa, Mollusca, Bivalvia, Venerida, Veneridae.